This is a messenger RNA of Schistosoma curassoni, 2883 nucleotides long. The record is from the annotation of a GenBank genome assembly. NCBI's taxonomy places the organism in Eukaryota, Metazoa, Platyhelminthes, Trematoda, Strigeidida, Schistosomatidae.
AUGAAUACAAUAAUGAAAGGUUUCAUUCUAUUAAAUUUAUUUCUAAUUUAUUCUCGAUAUUGUCGUACUGUCCAUUUGGUGAUAUUUAUUCCAGAAGAACAAUCGUAUUUGAAUCUAGCGGCAGAAUUAGCAAUUGACAGACAUAAUUUGUUGCAAGACAAUAUGUCAGAUAACUAUGUAACUGUAAAUUUUCAUAAAAUUAACCACAGAGAUCCACGUUCAUGGAGUAAUUCUAUCAAAAAUGUUUGCUUAAAUAUUCAAAAUGAUACGACAGAACAUCCAGAUCUUUUAAUCGAUCUUACACCACCAUCGCAAGCUAGUUGUGGCAUUCAGAAAUUAGCUCAACAAAUUGAUUCCGGAAUUAUAACGCUUAAUUAUUAUGACUGCCCGCCGUUAUACAUUAAUCAAACUCUCCUUAAUAAAUCAAAUCUCAUCACAGAAUUGAAUAUACCUUCAGUAAACUUCCCUCCUGAAGCAGUGGCAUCUGCAUUAUCUGUUUUUGGAAAUACAAUCGCUGGUUCUCUUCGAACAGAGACUAUAAUUAGAGGAAGCGAUGAGAGUGGUUCUCAAAUCACAAUUUCAGACUAUCGUGACUAUCCGUCUGUGAGACGAUUCUAUCUUACUUUGCCGUCACAACUGAAUGAAUCACAAUUAGCACAGUCCCUAGAAGAAAUAAAAAACGUGGUUAUGAAUAAAUUAUGGCUAUUAUUAGUUGAUUCGCAAACAGUGUGGAAUAUACUUACAACUGUAGCUAAAUUCCAGCAAACCGAUGUACAAAAUUGGAUAAUAUAUGAAGAGCAUGUUAAUUGUAAUUUCUUAUGUAUGGGAUCGGACGUAACUGGAAAACGAAACUGUUUAACAUACAGCAAUUUAAAUAAACUUUAUUGCCUGAAGAUCGGCACAUCCGGUGCAGAUAAAAACGAAUUGGAAAUGAUACAAAACUAUUACGGAAUAAUUUGGAAUAAUGAAUCUUUUAAACAAUUUGUUGCAUUGAGUGCAUAUGAGACCGUUAAAUCUGGUUUAUUGGCACUGAAUUCCUUACUAGUCGAUAAUCAAUGGCCAGAAAGCAUAAAAUCAACAAACUCAUCAAGAAAAAUUUGUGAUUCAUCGGUGCCCACUAUCGAUUCCACAAUGAGGUUUUAUCGUUAUUUAGAAGCCAUAACCAGGCUUCCUAAACGAAAUGGUACUACUGGAAUAAUUGAUUUUAACAAAACAGUAACCAAUCAAUAUGCUAUCUUUCAUUUACAACAAUGUUUUGGAAAAUCGAACUCAUCGGAAGCAAUGUGCUAUGAUGUUAAUUCAACUUUUAUUUAUCCACAGAAUAAAGUCACCUAUAAUCAGAGCAUGCUUGAAUCAGACAGGCGCCAGAAAAUACAUGUUAGUGUCAUACAUGACCCACCGUAUGCAGUACGUUUAGGUCGGAAUAAAUGGACAGGAUACUGUGUAGAGGUGUUUGAGGAAAUCGCUAGACGACUAAAUAUUGAUUACGAAUUCGUAGAACAAACUGAUGGUGAUUAUGGCACCAGACUUGAGAACGGUCGUUGGUCAGGGAUGAUUGGACAGGUUUCUAGAAAAAAUACUGACAUUGGCUUGGGGCCAUUGAUUCAGGAUGCAGAAAAAUCUUUGAUUGUUGAUUUUACAGUACCUUAUUACGAAUCUGUUGGCAUCACAAUGGUCAGUAAAAUAAAUGAAGAUCUUAAACUUGGUGCGUUGUUUUUCCUUGAUGUAUUCACGUGGGAUGUGUGGGUAACAGCUGUCGUAGCUGUAUUUAUUAUCGGUUUUCUGCUGGCAUUCAUUGACAAAUAUUCACCGUAUAGUUAUCAAAAUCAACCUAAAAAAGGUGAUAGUGAAUCUAUGGGCACAGUAUUUACUGUAAAAGAAUCUCUCUGGUAUGUAUUAGGUUCCUGCACUCAACAAGGUGAAUACAUGGAUCCUCGUUCAGCUUCAACACGCAUCUUAGUAGCCGGUCUCUGGCUGUUAGUUCUUAUUAUAAUCGCAAUGUUUUCGGCUAAUUUAGCGGCGAAAUUAACCGUCACCGGUUUACAAAAGGAAAUUAAUACAUUCAAGAAACUAAUUGAACAAAAAGAAGUCAAAUAUACAGUUCGAAGCAACUCAUCAGAAUUGAAGUUCUUUGAGAAGUUGAAAAGUGCUGAAGAAUCAAUUUUUGAAAUAUGGAAACAAAAAGUUGUUUAUAACAAUGAAUUCACAGCAAAUUAUACAGUUUGGCAAUAUCCAGUCACUGAGAAAUAUGGAAUAAUUUACAGUAGAAUGCGUGAAUGGGGCUUUUCAAAUAGCCAUGAAGAAACGAUUAAACUUAUCAACGACGGUUGGGUAAUAUUUAUGGAAACUCCAAGGGCUGCUUAUUACAUAGCCAACGAAUGCAAACUGAAACGAUUCGAUAACCGUAUAGGAAGUUGGUAUUAUAGUAUGAUAUUAAUACCGCGUUCUCCGUUAACUUCUGCUUUUAAUGAAAUAAUUUAUUCUCUAGAAGCAGAUUAUACACUGGACACGCUGAGAGCUAAGUGGUGGGCUAGUAAUACAAGUCGCUGUGGAACAUUGUCUGUUGAUGAAGGAUAUGAUUUUGAAGAAGUUGGUGGUAUGUUCUCAUUACUUGGAUGUGGACUUUUAAUUGGCGUUGUAUUGCUAAUCUCAGAAAUUGUUACCUUUCAUAUACUAUUGAAGAAGCAACAGACACAGGUCGCAAAUGAACCUCAAAGACUACCACCGCAACCUGUAACAAACAGUGCACCAGAAACAAUACAAGAAGAAGAAGAAAGUACAAAUAAUUUAUCUACGAGAAAUCCAGUUGCAUCAAAUUUAAUAACAAUUACUACAACCGAUUAUAGUGAUCCUAAUCAAGAAGCUAUAUCCUUGAAUGAAUAA